UCCCUCCAGUCCCCAUCACUAUUUGUUUGGUGAUUCUGUUUAGAGAGAACUAGAUUCUUUCGACACCUUCUUUUUUUCAACCCCCCCAAAGGUAUCCCUUUGUGUUUGUGCAUCGUCACCAACACAACUCCACCAAACCAAAUCAACCACAGAAUCAUCACCCAAGAUGCCGCCCUCCGCCUCCAAGCAGAAGCGUCUCGCCGAGAAGGCCGCCAAGGCCAACAAGGGCAAGGCCGCCAAGGAAGUCGAGCUCGAUGCUUUUGGCAAGCCCGUCGUCUCGGAUGAGCCCGCUACCAAGAGCGAGCAGAUGGACGAGGUCAAGCGCCUCGCCCAACAGAUGGACAAGCACGGUCUCUCCGAUCGUGUCACCACCGGUGUCUUGGCCUCCACCAAGGCUUCCAAGGACGUCAAGAUCACCUCCGUCUCCCUCGUCUUCCACGGCCGCGUCCUGAUCAAGGAUGCCACUCUCGAGCUUACCCUCGGCCGCAGGUACGGUCUUUUGGGUGAGAACGGUUGCGGCAAGUCCACCCUUCUCAAGGCCAUCGCCGCCCGCGAGUACCCCAUUCCCGAGCACGUCGACAUCUACCUUCUCAACGAGGGUGCUCCUCCCAGCGAGCUCGGCGCCCUUGACUGGGUUGUCACCGAGGCCAAGAACGAGUUGGCGCGCCUCGAGAGCGUCGCCGAGAAGAUUCUUGAGGAAGAGGGCCCCGAUUCGCCCCUCCUCGAGGACCUCUACGAUCACAUUGACAAGAUGGAUCCCUCCACCUUCGAGACCCGCGCUUCCCUCAUUUUGACCGGUCUCGGUUUCAACAAGCAGACCAUCCAGAAGAAGACCAAGGACAUGUCCGGUGGCUGGCGUAUGCGUGUCGCCCUCGCCAAGGCCCUCUUCGUCAAGCCCACCCUCCUCCUUCUCGACGACCCUACUGCCCAUUUGGAUCUCGAGGCCUGCGUGUGGCUGGAAGAAUACCUCAAGAAGUGGGACCGUACCCUCGUCCUGGUUUCUCACUCCGAGGAUUUCCUCAACGGUGUCUGCACAAGCAUGAUCGACAUGCGCCUCCAGACCCUCAUCUACUAUGGUGGUAACUACGACACCUACCACAAGACCCGCGCCGAGCAGGAGACCAACCAGAUGAAGGCCUACCAGAAGCAGCAGGACGAAAUUGCCCACAUCAAGAAGUUCAUUGCUAGCGCUGGUACCUACGCCAACUUGGUCCGUCAGGCCAAGUCUCGCCAGAAGAUUCUCGACAAGAUGGAGGCCGACGGCUUCAUCCAGCCUGUCAAGCAGGACAGAGUCUUCUCCUUCCGCUUCGCCGAUGUCGAGAAGCUCCCUCCUCCCGUUCUGUCCUUCGACAACGUUACCUUCUCGUACUCUGGCGACCCCAAGGACGACCUGUACCGCCACAUCGAUCUCGGUUUCGACAUGGACUCCCGUACCGCUCUUGUCGGCCCCAACGGUGUUGGCAAGUCCACCCUGCUCCGUCUCAUGACCGGCAAGCUCUCCCCCACCGAUGGUGUCGUCCAGCGCCACACCCACUUGAAGCUUGGUCUCUACUCCCAGCACUCUGCUGAGCAGCUCGACCUGACCAAGUCGGCUCUCGACUUCGUCCGUGACAAGUACCCCGACAAGUCUCAGGACUACCAGUACUGGCGCCAGCAGCUUGGCAAGUACGGUCUCUCCGGUGAGGCCCAGACCUCGCUCAUCGGUACCCUUUCCGACGGUCAGAAGUCCCGUAUCGUCUUUGCCCUUCUCGCCAUCGAGUCCCCCAACAUGCUCUUGCUCGACGAGCCUACCAACGGUCUCGAUAUCCCCACCAUUGACUCGCUUGCCGAUGCCAUCAACGCUUUCACCGGUGGUGUUAUCGUCGUUUCUCACGAUUUCAGACUUUUGGACAAGAUUGCCAAGCAGAUUCUCGUGUGCGAGAACAAGACCAUCAAGCAGUGGGAGGGCAGCAUCUCGGAUUACAAGAACUACCUGCGCAAGAAGAUGAUCAGCGCCGGUGCUGUCUAGAGGAAUUUCAAGGUCUCUGGAAAAGCGCGGGAUGAUAGUCAGGUUGUUGGUUCAUGUAAUUUCGGCGUUCUUUUCUAAUUUACUCGGGCACGUCUUUUCUUCUUUUCUCUACUUAUAGACUGGAAACUUGAUCGUGGGGCUGGAUGGGAUUUUGGUGUGAUCAAAAAGGUGGUGGCUUGAAGGCUGAUUGGGUUAUGGCUAUGAUGACUCUGUUCAUAUGGGAAUGAACACAAAAGCUGAAAGAUUUGAGCAUGGCCAUUUGCGUUGAAGUGUUGUGAUUGAAGUGGUUUAUGGAUUGUUGGUUGGAAAUGAUGAUGCGAUGUGUUUAUUGAAUGAAUAUCACUGGGUCACGCUCUGGUUUAGGAUGAGGUACCUGCCGUACAUAGGUACAUAGACCAUCAACUUCAUCAGGUCAGUAGGUAUUUCUAGGGUAUCAGGGAAUUUUGAUAGACAUGUUACAUGUUGUUUCUAAA
This is a messenger RNA of Neurospora hispaniola, 2481 nucleotides long. Its product is annotated as putative iron inhibited ABC transporter 2. The record is from RefSeq and is a predicted model, not a curated record. NCBI's taxonomy places the organism in Eukaryota, Fungi, Ascomycota, Sordariomycetes, Sordariales, Sordariaceae. Bases 167 to 2008 code for a protein of 613 amino acids. Gene Ontology annotation, molecular function: ATP hydrolysis activity; ATP binding. The transcript is spliced from 3 exons.